Molecule: messenger RNA, 2403 nt
Organism: Cydia strobilella
Lineage: Eukaryota; Metazoa; Arthropoda; Insecta; Lepidoptera; Tortricidae
Gene: bai
Product: transmembrane emp24 domain-containing protein bai
Exons: 5
Coding region: 131-748 (205 amino acids)
Biological process (GO): intracellular protein transport; endoplasmic reticulum to Golgi vesicle-mediated transport; Golgi organization
Cellular component (GO): endoplasmic reticulum-Golgi intermediate compartment; Golgi apparatus; COPII-coated ER to Golgi transport vesicle
Source: RefSeq, a predicted model, not a curated record
GCCGACGACGUUCGUUCUCUCGGGCCAACUCAUCGGUCUUUUUGACACAGAAUAUGUUUGUUUUCCUUUCUUGAUUUUAAUGAACUGAAACUAAUUUAUUGCAAUAAUUUAGAUCUAGUGAAUAGCAGAUAUGGAGGUUUACUAUCUCAUAUUCAUUUUGAGUGUUUUCUGGCAUGGUUCAGAGGGUAUUAUGUGGAGCCUGACUCCGAACACCCAAAAGUGUUUGAAAGAGGAGUUACACGCGAAUGUCCUCGUGGCCGGAGAGUAUGAAGUCACAGAAGUUGCCGGCCAGAGAGUAGAUUACACUAUUCGUGAUUCAAAAGGCCACAUCCUGUCACAGAAGGACACAAUUACGAAGGGCAAGUUCACAUUUGUGACGGAAACUUAUGACACCUUUGAAGUGUGCUUCAUUUCCAAAGUGCCGCCGGAACGCCGUAGCGUCAGCCAGGAUGUACAUCUAGACAUCAAAGUUGGAAUUGAAGCCAAAAACUAUGAAGGUAUCGGUGAAGCCGCCAAGCUGAAGCCGAUGGAAGUGGAACUAAAGCGGCUUGAAGACUUGUCAGAAGCCAUCGUGCAGGACUUCACCCUGAUGAGGAAGCGGGAAGAGGAGAUGAGGGACACUAAUGAGUCAACAAACAACAGGGUACUCUUCUUCAGCGUAUUCUCGAUGGUGUGUCUCCUAGGCCUGGCCACGUGGCAGGUACUCUACCUGCGCCGGUACUUCAAGGCCAAGAAGCUUAUUGAAUAGACGAUAAUUUAGAUUAGGGGUCUCCAGGCUACGGCCCUUAGGCCCGCAAGAAAGAAGCAGGAAACUCGAGGGCCUUAGAGUUAGACCAAGCUAACUCGGCACUGGAUUUGCAGCAACAGAGUGCGGAAAUGAGAGUCUAAGGCCGCGGACUAGACGCUAGCGGCGAGCGGCAAAUCAAGGCCGUUCCUAGAUUUGGCCGAGCGCAAUGUAUGAAUGGCCUUGAUUUGCCGCUCGCCGCUAGCGUCUAGUCCGAGGCCUGAAUGUCAUAUUGCUGUGAAAUUAUAAUGGUUGCCACACUUUGUCACUGCAGUUGUUGCAGUGUUAGCUUAGACGGAUUCCGGAAAGUAAGCGAAUGCCUUUGAUUAAACAGUUUGGAGAUCUCUGAUAUAGGGCGGGUUGCACAAUCAACGUUAAAUAUGGCGGCACCAACUGUACUAUACAGAACUGUCAAACUUUUCAUACUAACAAAAACGACGUUGACAAACUGGUGCAACUGGCCCUAGAUGGUGCGUCUGCGAGAUUCGUAAGUUUCAAGCGAUAUUUGAUCGGUCGAUUGAGUUUUGUAAAUUUGUACCUCGAAAAUAUAAAGCCGCUCGCCGCUGAAGUCCAGUCAGCGGCCUCACAGAGCUCGCAUGCGGCGUACCAUCUUAUUUAGCCUUAACGCCGGUAGGGGGCGUUGAUCAUUCGUAAACUUUAUUGCAGUGUUAUAAGGUUUACCAAUGAUUAAUGUUGCCAGUUUAAAAAAAAGUCCAAAUUAGUUUGUAUUAUUUCUGUAUCCAAUCGCAGGCGACUUACGAACAUCUCUCCCUCACUGAUUUAGUGUGAAAAAGAUGAACUGAGACUUUUCACGCCAAAAUUAGAUUUGGUUAUUCAUGCUAUCUCUUUCAGUCUUUUCUUGACUGAGACAGUGUGAGAGAGACAGUAAUAAAGAUUCAAUUUACGAGUGAAUGCCACUUUAGUGGUGCUUUAUUUAGAACAGGAUAUUAUGGACUUUUUAUUAUUAGUAGAUCAAAUGUUACAUCACAGAAUGCAGUUUAUUCGUUUUCGACAAAAUUCUAACCUCAAAAUACGUUAUUUUAGCAAAAAUUUAAUAGCCGAGGUAUUUUGGACAUCCUGUUACCUCUUCACGCUUAAAUCGCUAAAGCGAUUUAGAUGAAAUUUGGUAUGGGGAUAGUUUGAGGCCCGGGAAGGACAUAGGGUAGUUUUUAAGGUUCCGUACCUAAAGGGUAAAAACGGGACCCUAUUACUAAGACUUUUGACACUUGAAAUUUUCACAGGUAAUGUUUUUCUGGUUGCCGCUAAAACAACAAAUACUAAAAAUUAAAUUUGUACGUAACCCUCGGUGGGCGAGUCCGACUUGCACUUGUCCGGUUUUAUCAAUCAUCAUCAUAAUUCCACGCAGACGAAGUCGCGGGCAGAAGUUUGUUAUUUUUAACAAUAACAGUUUUCAGAUAAUAAAUCAGUUUUGAGGUUAGAAUUUUGUAGACCAAAUAAUAACGAGUUUACUGUUGCUUCUGUUUACGGCAGUGUUAUAAAUUAUUUUUAUCUCGAUUCUUAACAAUUAUCAUUAUCAUUAUGUAAUUACUUUGUUUUAAAGAGUUGCGUUUAUGUCAAUGUGUUUCUAAGAAUGUAAAAAGUUGUACGAAACUGAUAUA